AUGUACAUCCGCCCCUGGGCACGGUUUGAUAAGUUCAGUACGUUUCUCCUGGAGUAUGGUUUCUCGUGUAUCAAAGUUUAUCCUUCUAUGUUUGUGUAUCAUCGUCAAGGGAAAACAAUGGUUCUUUUGCUGUAUGUUGACGAUAUAAUAUUGACAGGAAGUGAUCCGGAGCAGUGCAAGCAUUUGAUGGCAGCUCUCAGUUCUCAGUUUUCUAUGAAGUAUCUUGGCCAUCCACAUUAUUUUCUUGGGAUUCAGGUUGAUACAACUGAGAAUGGUUUGUUUCACAGUCAGAAGAAAUAUACUGAGGAUAUACUGCACACUGCAGGGAUCUAUGACUACAAUCCUAUGCCAACACCGUUACCUCUGCAUAUGUUUCCAAACAAUGCAACAGCUAUGAAACUCUUUCCUCAACCUUCUUAUUUUUGA
Messenger RNA from Brassica napus (rape), 426 nucleotides. RefSeq lists its product as uncharacterized. The coding region runs from base 1 to 426 and encodes 141 amino acids. The record is from RefSeq and is a predicted model, not a curated record. The transcript has a single exon. NCBI's taxonomy places the organism in Eukaryota, Viridiplantae, Streptophyta, Magnoliopsida, Brassicales, Brassicaceae.